AUGACAUCGUCGAACGCAUCAUACCUCACUGAAGCUGCUCUGCAUGAAUCGCAGCCCGCGUUGAAACCGAAAGAACGAUUGGGGGAGGAGAGUGACAACAACCACUCCGAGCUGGUAGCGCUGCACAGGGAUUGGCAGAAGACAUACCUGCCGCAGCAGCGUGAUGAAACUGGCCUAGACGCAGACCUACUCAUGUCCGCGGAACGAAGGGCUCUUGGUCAGCAGCCACCUCUAGGAUCUCUGGCUGAUAGAGCGGCUGUAGAAGCAUCCAAACACCCACGGGGAGGGUUCUUCCCUCCUGGGCCUGAGGAGCUAAGACAAGCUGCUUUAGAGGAUGCCGCUCGGGUUGCCGGGGGAGGGGCUGCGGUGGCUCCUGGAGGCAUCAACUUGAAUACGAUCACUGAGCCAGAAGCAGAACUGGUGCAGUCGCAAGAGGAGCAGAUCUUGGGAUACCAUCCGCCGAAAGGGUCUCUAGCGGCAGAGGCCCUUUCGGCCGUGGAUACACGAGCUAACGUACCUGUGAGCAAUGAGAUGGCAGCAGAGAUCAUGUGGCAGGAGAUGCGGCGGGACGACACACAACCCGCACCUAGAUCGAUUGCUAACUUAAACGAAGCUCAGAGGCUAGCAAAUCUAAACGAGAUAGACGGUGGAAAGAGAACUCUGGGAGACCUGGGUCUAUGA
Messenger RNA from Gloeophyllum trabeum ATCC 11539, 681 nucleotides. RefSeq lists its product as uncharacterized. The record is from RefSeq and is a predicted model, not a curated record. NCBI's taxonomy places the organism in Eukaryota, Fungi, Basidiomycota, Agaricomycetes, Gloeophyllales, Gloeophyllaceae. The transcript is spliced from 5 exons. The coding region runs from base 1 to 681 and encodes 226 amino acids.